AUGACGAAUUUGGCGAGCAUUCGAAGGUUGGCGUGUGUGGUCAAAUGUAGUAGCCACCCAGCAAGGAAAAAGGAGGUUGUAUGUAAUGGCCUUAUACCAAAAGAACUUAUAGCUGGUAUGUCGGUUGACUUUCUCUCGGUGGCAGUGAUAUCAGCAAACACCUAUAUUAAAAUUUUAUAUUUGCUCAUCAUUCCUGAGGACGGAGAUACGGAUGUGGACUUCCAUUUCAAACAGUUGCGAGCAAUGCUCGAGGGUACACACUUAAAAAAGUGUCUGCCAGCAAAAAGACGUUUCUUUGGCGCUCACAAAUCUAUAUUCGCGUAG
Molecule: messenger RNA, 324 nt
Organism: Plasmopara halstedii
Lineage: Eukaryota; Oomycota; Peronosporomycetes; Peronosporales; Peronosporaceae
Exons: 1
Coding region: 1-324 (107 amino acids)
Source: RefSeq, a predicted model, not a curated record